Adineta steineri is the source of this 1461-nucleotide messenger RNA. The record is from the annotation of a GenBank genome assembly. NCBI's taxonomy places the organism in Eukaryota, Metazoa, Rotifera, Eurotatoria, Adinetida, Adinetidae.
AUGAUACCUAUGAUUUCCUCUGACCAAGAACAAAUACAAGUUAACAGCAGUGAUAGUCUUAGUGAUGCAGAAAGUCUGCACGAUACCGAUUCAAAACAAGAUUUACCAACUGUAUAUGAUACAUAUACUAAAUUCAAAAAGUAUACAAUACUGCUUAUUAUUAUUGGUUUAGGAUUUUUAUCAACUUUCGAUAAACUAAUUUUUGUUCCGGCAUUGCCCACAGUAAUUGAAGAUCUACAUUCAACAGAAACAUUAGGUUUAUUAACAAUCACUGUAUAUAUGCUUGGAAGUUGUUUUUGCGGACUUAUUUGGGGAGUACUAAGUGAUUGUUAUGGACGUAGAUCAAUCAUAUUACUUGCACUUAGUGGAUUUCUAUUAUCUGUAGCUGGUUCUUACUUUUCAUCAAAUAUAUAUAUAUUUUUAGUAUCUCGUGUACUACAAGGAGCUUUUAUCUGCGUAGCACAAAUUCUUGGUCCAGCAACAAUUGCUGAUAUAUAUCAACCAAAUGAACGUGCACGAGCUAUCUCUCUCUUCUAUGCGUUUCAUUUCGUCGGGUCAUUAGUUGGCCCAACCAUCGGUGGACCGUUGUCUUAUCAUUAUGGUUGGAGAUCUACAUUUAUUGUAGUAGAAAUUCUUGCAAUUAUUUUAUUUAUCCUUUAUAUUUUCUUCGUACCUGAAACACACCAGUAUAUAGUUGUAUGCAAAUACCACGAAACAGGAACAAAACUACUUGAAUAUGACUUACUUGUAAAGCCGACACUACAAAAUCCAUGUUUAGCAUUAACAUACUUAAAAGAGACAACAAUGCUACCUUAUGUCUUUCUUUUAGCGCUAGGAUAUAUGUCAAUGAAUAUUGCACAGCUUUUUUUUCCUAUUCAAUUAUCUAAAGCACCUUACAACUACAAAUCAGACAUAAUCGGUAUAUUAUAUCUUCCAUUGGCGAUUGUAAAGUGUUCAGGUAGUAUUAUCGGUGGUAUUCUAUCUGAUUAUGCAGCAGUUAGAUAUAUGGAAACAUCAAGAAUUCAUGAAGGACAUGUUGUGCCAGCAUUAUUAUUUUCUGUUCUAACACCUAUUGGUCUAAUCCUUUACGGAUGGUCAUUUCAGUAUGGUAUGCAUAUAGCAUUACCAGUCAUUGGACUAAUUAUCUGUCUUUUUGGUCAAACAACUACUCGGCCUGGUAUCUAUUCGUUCUAUACAAUUAAAUAUCAACACUGUUUAGCUAGUGUUAUCGCAGCAAAUAAUUUUGUACAAUUAUUGUUAACAACGAUUAUGUUAACAUUUACAGCGAUAAUUGUAGAAUCAAUUGGUAAUGGACUAUAUUUUACAAUUAUAGCUGUGGCUAAUAUAUUGACAACAAUCGUACCAGCAAUAAUUAUUUUAAGAAAAAUUAGAUUAUCUCAUAUUUCUGACAAGAUCUCUAGUCAAAGUAUUCCUCUAAUAAGUACUGAUGAUGAACAAUGA